Messenger RNA from Asterias rubens (European starfish), 564 nucleotides. Its product is annotated as probable G-protein coupled receptor No9. Gene Ontology annotation, biological process: G protein-coupled receptor signaling pathway. Gene Ontology annotation, cellular component: membrane. Bases 1 to 564 code for a protein of 187 amino acids. The transcript has a single exon. Gene Ontology annotation, molecular function: G protein-coupled receptor activity. The record is from RefSeq and is a predicted model, not a curated record. NCBI's taxonomy places the organism in Eukaryota, Metazoa, Echinodermata, Asteroidea, Forcipulatida, Asteriidae.
AUGUCAAGCCUUCUUUCUAACGCGACUUUUCUGAACGAGGCGGAACUCAGCCCGGCAUUGGUGGUACUGCGAACGGCGUUCAUCACCGUAACGAGCCUCACCAUCAUCUGCUUGAAUAGCAUGACCGUCGCCGUCAUGCUGAGGAUAAGAGGGGAGUUCCCACCAGAUUCCACCAAAGUUGCCAUGACCUCGCUCGCCAUUUCAGAUCUAGGGGUUGGGAUCAUGUGCGUUUUCUGUAUCCCACUAUCGACCUUGGACAGGUGGCCCUUUGAGGUAAUGUGGCCAUGCACAGUGAUGUGCUCCGUGAUCGUUCUACUUUGUGGUAUCUCCGUUUUCAAUCUACUGACACUCUCCAUUGACCGCCUGUUUGCGAUCACCAAACCUUUACUUUAUCCAACUCUACUACCACAGAAACGCACGCUAUUCUUCACCAUAUUCGGAUGGGUAAAUUCAACUGUAUUUGUAGUACUAGUCAUGGCGGCAGUGCAACCCAUCGUGGAAUAUAACCGUGACGCAGUCAUGGUGAGUUGCAGUACAGCGAAGCCAAUUUUUACAUUGAUGUGA